Messenger RNA from Capsaspora owczarzaki ATCC 30864, 1316 nucleotides. RefSeq lists its product as hypothetical. The transcript has 3 exons. Bases 57 to 1316 code for a protein of 419 amino acids. NCBI's taxonomy places the organism in Eukaryota, Filasterea, Ministeriida, Capsasporidae. The record is from RefSeq and is a predicted model, not a curated record.
UUUUUUUUGAGUUUUGGUUCGUUUUUGUUCAAUUUUUUUUGAACUUUUAUCAGCAAAUGAUGGCCACGUCUGCACUCGCGACGCCAACGCCUGCCCUGGCGCCGUCCCUCCACGCAGCAGGAGCAGCACCCACUGCACUCCCCGCUGCCAACACCAGCACGGGCUCCAGCGCUGGCGGCAGCAGCAGCAGCAGCGGCAACGGACGGGGCGCAACUCGUCGUCGAAACCCACAAGACGCUUCUGCUUCUGCUUCUGCUUCUGCUUCGUCUUCCGCUUCCGCUGCGUCAUCCGGCGCCCGUCGCAAUCCCAAGGCAACGUCGCUGUUCGACGUUGCCUUGCUUUGCUCUGUUCGAGCACAGUCGUCGUCAAACAAGCAGCCGCAGCAGCCGCAGCAGCCAUUGAUCGGACUCGCGCUGUCCAUGCGCGACACGUCCGUUGCCGAUGCGUCCAUGUCAUCGUCGACGGCCGCGCGUCCUACCACCAACGGUAGCAACCGCCAGCCCAACAACAAGCAGCAAAACCACAAGGACAAGCUCAGCCCUGCUGCUGCUGCUGCUGCUCCUCCUCCUGGCUCGCUUCCGCUGAUGUCUGCUGCACCUGCAACACAGCGUCAGGCACUGCUGCCGACACCCGUUGCAAGCGCUUCCACUGGGGCUCCCAAGCAACCGGAAGGAACGUUUGUUGACGGCGUUUUCGUGGCGCCAACAACGGCUUCAAAGAAUGCACGCCGCCCAAAGUCAUGGUCUGAUGCGCCACAGCAACAGAUGCAGCAGCCGUACCCGCACCUGCAGGUCCAGUAUGCCGCGACUCCUGCCAUGGCGGUGCCUGCGAGACAGGGAGUUCGCUCCCACUCGCCGUCGUCGUCCUCCCCACCGGGCGAGGGCCGGUAUGCCAACGUCAACUUUGGCGCUGCUCCUGCUCCAAGCAGCCUGCCGCUGCCCUCGUUUGGCGAGAGUGCCAAUCGCGCCACUUCGGUGCCUCCGUCCAUGCUGCUUUCGUCGACUCCCCCGAGCGCGCAUCUGCCGCAUCCUUCGCUGCCCGUUUCCGUCCCUCAGUAUGCACCCCACUACGUGUAUGCGCCUGCCCCUCACCCCUACUUUCACCACCCGCAGCAGCAAGGCUACCAGCAGCCCAUGAGCAUGUCCUUGCCCUCGACGCUCAGCUUCCAUCCGCCGACCGCCUACUCUGCCCCGCCUCUUGGCGCCGUUCCGCUCCAGAGUGAUCCUCGCGCGCAGAUUGCGACCGAUUUGAAGCAAAUGCUCAAGAUUGGCAUUGUUGCGCCGGCGCCUCAAGCUGUUGCAGUUUCGACUUUUUAA